Messenger RNA from Pelodiscus sinensis (Chinese soft-shelled turtle), 5105 nucleotides. The record is from RefSeq and is a predicted model, not a curated record. Lineage: Eukaryota; Metazoa; Chordata; Testudines; Trionychidae.
UUUUCUGUUUUUAACAUAUUUCUUGCAGUCCCAGGGGAUUUGGGUAACCAGUUGGAAGCCAAAUUGGACAAACCCACAGUGGUGCAUUACCUUUGCUCCAAGAAGACAGACAGUUACUUUACAUUGUGGCUGAAUUUAGAAUUGCUUCUACCUGUCAUCAUUGACUGCUGGAUUGACAAUAUCAGGCUAAUCUACAAUCGAACAAGUAAGACCACAGAACCUCCAGAUGGAGUGGAUGUCAAAGUCCCAGGGUUUGGACAAACAUUUUCUUUGGAAUUCCUUGAUCCCAGUAAGAGAAGUGUUGGCACUUAUUUUUACACACUGGUGCAGAGUCUGGUAGACUGGGGCUACCAGCGGGAUAAAGAUAUAAGAGGAGCUCCCUAUGACUGGAGGAAGGCACCAAAUGAAAAUGGAGAUUAUUUUGUGGCCCUUCGGAAGAUGAUUGAGCUGAUGUAUGAACAAAAUGGAGGUCCUGUGGUCUUAAUUGCCCACAGUAUGGGUAAUAUGUACACUCUUUAUUUCCUCAAUCGUCAGACUCAGGACUGGAAAGACAAGUACAUAAAAGACUAUGUGUCACUGGGUGCUCCAUGGGGGGGCGUGGCUAAAACACUUCGUGUACUGGCUUCAGGUGACAAUAACAGAAUUCCUGUCAUCAGUUCACUUAAGAUCCGAGACCAGCAAAGAUCUGCAGUUUCAACCAAUUGGAUGCUCCCCUACAAUUACACGUGGCCUGCAGAUAAGAUCUUUGUAAGCACACCCACAGCUAACUACACCCUCCAGGAUUACCAGAAGUUCUACAAGGACAUCAACUUUGAGGAUGGCUGGCUCAUGAGACAAGACACUGAGCCCUUAGUCUACCAGAUGACACCACCUGGUGUGCGUAUGCACUGUCUCUUUGGCACUGGCGUAGAAACACCUGACUCAUUCUACUAUGAGGCCUUUCCUGAUAAAGAGCCCAAGAUCUAUUACAGUGAUGGGGAUGGUACAGUGAAUUUGCAGAGUGCCUUACAAUGUCAGAAGUGGGUGAACAUGCAAAAACAGGACGUGAUGUUGUUGGAGCUAUCAGGAAAUGAGCAUAUUGAAAUGCUGUCCAAUGCUACAACUAUUUCCUAUGUGAAAAAACUUCUUUUUGAUUUGUGACAUCCUAUGUGGACAGUUUUUCUCCAUCACCUGUGAUGCCUUCCCUUGAGAGGGGGAAAUGCCUUUUGAUCCUUAGGUUUUAAAACACUUGGAUUAUUUAUUCGGUCUUCUCUCAGGCCAUAUUCAGAAAGCUGUUCGGUGUCUUUAAUGAUCACUUAGUGUUCAUAAUGAAUCAUAGUGUUUCAUAUUCUAAACGCUUGGUCAUAUGUGCAUUCUGGUGCUGCUAGACAAAAUGUCCAGUGUUCAUAUCGAAGUUCACUUGAACAUUUUUCAAAUCCUUAGUGCAAAAUAUGCAUCUUAUACUGUUUCUUGUGAUCUUUGCAGAGGUUGGGGGAGGGAAAGAAUUGCUUACUGGUUACUGUCAGUUGUGCAUUAAAGCAAGGGAGUGGUGGUAGGAAGGAUUUUUUUAUAUAGUAACUUUCCCAAAGGAUCACAAGUUCUGAAUUGUCCACAAAUAAGCUAGUAAACAUGAACCUCCUAAUAAGUGUUAUAAAUAGACAUGGAGUUAAGAUAUUGCAGGACUUUGGUCACAUCCAACCUGUUACUUCAUAUGUACUGCUGCUGGAGAAGAGGGAAAUUACUUGAAGUUCCUUAUUUAAUGUCUUGGAAAAACUGAAAAACAAUCCAAUUGCCCUUAAUUCUAGUAAAUUGAUGACUUAGCACCAAGAGUCUAAGGCUUCUGGCUUCAUGAUUUAAGCUUUUUUUUCUCAACUAUAAAAAGUUAGGUGUCAUUUCUCACCUAAGAGCCUGGUGUCAUUGAAAUCUACAGAAACUUGAUAGCAAAUUUUGUGAGAAGCUGGCUUCACAUGUCAAAGUGAUAGGUAUCUCCUUUAUUUCAAACAGUAGAUAGAUUGUGAUCUCAAACAAAGCUAAACUCCACCCAAAACAAAUAAAAAUUAAAGUUCCCACAAUGGAUGAGGGAGGGGAAACCUUUUUAAUGCAUCUUGCUUUUAGUCAAAUAUACUUCUACUGUGAUAGUCAGUUUCCUACUAACUGACCAUCUUUCCAAUUGGAUCAAAUUUUUUGUUUGAAAAAGCUUAGAAUUAUAAGAUAGACCUUUCCCACAGGAUAAUGAAUUUGUACUUCAUUUGGGUUGAGAAACAAAUAUUUGACAGAUGUACUAUGUAUUAGGUCCCAGAAAAUUAUAUAGCAUGCAACUCUCCAUGAAGCACUAUUACAGUUGCUUAACCAUCUCAGACCAUUUUUCAGAAAACUGUUAUGUACACUUCCAGGAUACAGGUUUCUUCUGAAAAAGUUACUUUGAGGUAUGCUCAUAAGAAAUCUUACAGAAUUAGGAAAUUGUGGUUAUUUACAAGGUAAAGUUUAACCAUUCCUGUAGUGCAUGGAGGUUGUUUGCUGCCAUUGAAAUCUUUGACAGCUCUCAGGAGUAUUUGCCACUGCAGAAUGUAAGCACUGUGGAACAGGAUGGACUAGAUUAGAAUUCUCAAGUCUCUAAUGUAUUUUGUAUUAGCUAAUCACGUCUAGAAAUCCUGACUGGGAUCGUUGGUAGGCCAAUUGUCUCCCUGUACAAAAGAGAAAUUAAGACUAAUUCCCUGUCUCUAAGGGAGGAUAAGCAUUCCCCAGUAGAAUGAAAGGUCUGUCACUUGGAAUCAGCUAUCUAAGAUCUAGUGCUCAGCAGUUCUAUGGCCCAAACAGGCUUUCGUGACUCAUCUGUGUGCUAGUCCACUGCCAGAUCUGAAUUGCUCACUGACUAUCUGUAACAUGGAGUUGAUAGCUUAAAUCUCAACAGAAGGAUAUGAAGUCCUUUAGUCAACUUUAUUUUGCAGACUUCUGCAGACUGUUGUAUUCUAGAACCACAGUUCUAGUCUAAGGAUCUUCCUAUGGUCUAACUCCAUUGUGAACAAACUACUAUAAGUCUGAGUCUGCAGUAGAUGCAACUGUUCAAAGUAACUGAUUCAAAAGUUCAGCGUUUUUAAAGUUCACAAUACUUGCCCAAGUAGAAUGUAUGCUUGUUAACUAGCACCAGGAUGGGAGGAACCUGAAUCUGUAUUGGCUCCCUCCAAAAACUGAAGAACGUUGGUGUGGUUCUAACAGAGUUUCGGGAUCUAACUGGGAUGGAGGGUUCUUUUAGAAAUGGUUACUUAUAAAGCUGUCUGACUGUGCUAAAUGUGCAAAAUAAUUAAAAACUUAUAGGAAGAGUGUUUUGGCUUUGGUACCCUCUACACCUGAAGAAGCAGAAAAAUUGAUGCCUCCAAAAGAGCUACUCUAGAUUAUUCUGUUCUGAUUUAGCAUUUGAUAUUUACAGUAUUUUCACCCUUUGAGAAAUAUAUCACUUUGUGUUUCCAGCUGACUUCAUUUCAUACUCUACCGUAAUGACAAUGGCCCGUUAGUCCACAUUCACUUAGCUUUCCAUCAGUCACUUCUCAUGCUGAAUAAUCUGCUCUGCUGCUUUUACUUGCACUGGUAAAGUGGAGUUGGCAGCCCUCAAGCUUUGUAGAUUUGCUGUGAUUUGUCAGCAUAAAUCCUUGUUUCGUUUCUGAGCAGAAUUGCCAUCUCUAAUGUUAGCUACUGAUUCCUCAGUGUUUAUACUUUAAGAAUCCAUGCAUCUAAUGAUUACCUUCGAUUUGGGGAUGUUUUGUAUGACAGAUCAUGUAUCCGAUUUCUCAUUUUUCCAUCAAAUCCUCCAGAGCCCUUCUUUUGUCUACUCUUUGAUCCCAGGAUAGAGAUGUCCUCAGUAUGAAAUAGGGUAGUUCAAUAUAGUGGUGUGCACCCCAAAAGAUGGAAAGAGUUCAAUUGUGCAUUUCCCUUUUCUACUACAGGUUGGACCUCCAAAAACUGGGACUCCCUUGUCUGGCAACAUCCAUGGUCCUACAGGUCCUGCAUGUUCCUGGACCAGGGAGUCCGGGCUGCGAGCCUCAUUGGUAAGAGGGCUGGCAGCUUAGAGCCCAGCUGGAGUUGGAGCCUCGAUAGCAGGGCCAGGCAUGUGGCAGCCCUUGUAGUGGGGCUGGGGAUGCAGCAGCCACAGUAGAGGGGCUGAGGACAUGGCAGCCCAGUGGGAAGAAGGGGCGGCUAGGGCCAGCAGGGAGGGGCCAGUAGCAGGGGACCUCCCCUUGUGUAGCAAAUUCCCUCAUUUGGAACCAGUAGGUUCUUGAUAGUGCCAGACCAGAGAGGUUCAACCUGUAGAAGUCUGUUUGCUUUAUUGCAUUUAUUAGAGGGCAAACCCAAGUCUAUUUAGUAUCACUUUAGUAGGAUUGUUUGCAGUGUUUCUGUAGCCAUGUUGGUUCCAGGAUAUUAGACAAGAUGGGUGAUAUGUAAUAUCUCUUAAUGGACCAACUUCCGUUAGUGAAAGAUAAGCUUUCAAGUUUACACAGAGCUGUUUGAGGUAACUGUAAGACUGUUUAAGUAUGCAGUCUUAAGUAGUCUACAGUCUUGUGGGGAAACUAGUCUGAGGAAAUAUUAAUCAUUGCUAGAAAGAGGAAAAUUAAUAAAGUACCUCAGGUGCUUUGCUUCUUCACUGGUUUGAAUUGUGUGAUUUUGGUGAAAUCCCUUCUGAUUUAUCCUAAUUACUUACAUUUAUGAAUGUUUAUUUUUGCCUAAUGUUCAUUUUCAGGAUAUUUUCAGAAACCAAAAAUAGAGGACCAAAAUAUAUUUUUUAUUUCUAACAAAAUGUUGAGAGAAUGCUGGAGGGACUUCAGCUGUUACUAUGGUAGGUUCAAGGUCACUAUGUGAUUCUGCUCAGACCAGAAGAUUUUAAUAUCAAGCAAUAAUUGCAGAGGAGUUGUAGGCCAAAGAAAAGAAUAUUUGGUAUAUUCAAGGCCCUCUUAAUUCAGGGAAUAUUUGGCAGUUACUUUGCUGCUGUAAAUUUAACAGUAUUUUGUAUGAAACAUUAUCUUGUGAGAUCCAGCAUUUUAUAUAUUUUCCUCUUUGUGAAUGAAUGACUCAGUUAAAUAGAUUUUGCAUAUUGUCAAACUUUGAUAACAUAAUAAACUUUAUCUAACGUUGAA